Messenger RNA from Dimorphilus gyrociliatus, 2166 nucleotides. The record is from the annotation of a GenBank genome assembly. Lineage: Eukaryota; Metazoa; Annelida; Polychaeta; Dinophilidae.
AACUCCGCUACUAGUGUCAUCUAACGGACAAACUUGGUUUUCCUAUUGAGGCAGAUGGUCUGUUAAAUUGACACUAUUUUGAGAACAUCAAAGAUUAUAGAGAAUACUUGGAAUAUACAAAAAAUUAUCAAUCAUUGAAAUGUUAUGAAAAGUGAUUAAAAAGAGAUAUUAUAUUUGAUAUUCCGUUGGAUCGUUCACAUUGCUGAUUGGACGUUUUAUCUUUUUUGUUCAGAAUUCAUUUACCUUAAUGAUGAUGAAAAUGAAUGUUUUUAUUUUGUGUAUAGUUAUUUAUUUUAUAGGAAAUGAACUUAUUAGCGUAAAUGGUAUGGCUGGUCUUACUCCAGAAGAAGAUUGUAGCUUAAAUUGUUAUCUUCUAAAAAGACUGAAAAAGAGGGAUAAUCCAUGUGAAUGUGGAUCUUGUGUAAAAGGGACUAUUGCUCAUGAUGGAAUUUGUGAAUUAAAUCCCGCAGAGGGUAAGUGAACAAAGCAUCGAAAUUCAACAUACGUCUAUUACAGUCAUUCACUAGUGUUCAAAAAGAGAAACCUGUUCUACUAGGCUAUUCUUAGAGGCCUAUUGAACCUUUGCAAUGCGUCAUACACAUAUUUAUUCGUACAUAUUAACAUACAGUCUGUUAACGAUGUGUUGUUUUGGUAUUGUUUUCCGCGUUCUCAUUGAAAUUGAAACAAAUUUAAUUAUGUAUUGCAUACCGGUAACGUCUGUGGCCAAGUUUUGAAUCAUUACUUCCAGUUAUGACUAAUUGAAGCUAAAAACUGGCGCUUGCACUUGCAUAGAGUUAUAUAGUUAUAUGCGGUAUUAUAUUGAAAAUAUCAAAAUUAAUCCUUAGCCAAUCCUCUAGUAUUUUUUUAUUUACAUUUUUAUGCUAAUAAUGUAUAAAACCAAUACUACACCUAAUUUAUUAAUGAGCUAGGUUGAUAGUUUAUUUUACUGUCUUUUUGAAUCAAUGUGAUAACAGAUGGCAGUAUUAAAUAAUCAACCUAUACAUAAUAGGCCUAUGUGGCAGCACUUUAUCGAUUUGCUGUACACUAUAACGAGUGACGUCAUUCUGCACCAGCAGCUGUUGGAUGUAGGGAAUGUUCUGUCAUUUCGGAGCCCUUUUAACGGCCUAUUUAUGGCUGGGUGUGGGGCUCCAACUCCUCGUACAACCCUCGUAUGCUGUAAAAGAGGAAUCGUCUAUUAUAAAAAAUCUUAAAAUAUUGUCGAGAGCAAAAAAAUCAUUUAACGAGAGAAGAGAGUUGCAAGAUGCAGUUACUGUUCCAGAAGUAACUGAUACACCAAAGGAUUUGAACGACUAUUCUUCUCAGCAGCCUCCUCGUCCAUUCAAACAGGGGGAUAUUAACGGUGAAGGAAAACAAUAUAAUGAUUCCAUUACAGACGUUAACUUCAUGGCCUCAACGUCAUCUAACAAUAAUUCAUCUGUUGAAAAAUCGAAAGGCAAUGAUGAGACUGGAUUGAAACCCGAUUUUGGUGACGCAUCCUUUAUUGCAAUUGUAGCAGCUUGUUCUGCUGCGGGCCUAGUCGGUCUCGUGGUUGCAGGAGUUUGCUGGUAUAAAUUACAAAGGAAUGUUAAAGCAGCCUCUGAAACUGAUUAUCCUGCAUAUGGCGUUACGGGACCCGCUAAACGGAAGGACUCAAAUAGUGGAGAUCGAAAAUUAGCGCAAAGCGCACAAAUGUAUCACUAUCAACAUCAAAAGCAACAAAUGUUGGCAAUGGAAAAGUAAUAAAAAAAAUGUAUUUUUUGUCUCGAGGUCACUUAUUUUUACUUGAAAAAUUUCAGAGCAAACAGUGAAAAGAAGGAAGGGGAAAGCGACGUUGACAGCGAGGAUGAAAAAGCCGAUGGCGAUUUUACAGUUUAUGAGUGUCCUGGAUUGGCACCUGCUGGACAACUUGAAGUAAAUAAUCCCUUGUUUUCCGAAGAAAAGGCCGAAAAAUCAGAGGAGAAAAAAUAAUUUCUACUAUUUGAAAAGAGAAAAAAUCAAGUGUUAUAUAUGUUGUAAAACUUUUACUAUAUGCUUCUCCCAGUAUAUUCUCGUUAUGUAAUAGCCAAUAACAUUCCAGAAAAUUAUUCUAAACUAAAUGUGGUGAUUCCUGGAAGGACGAUUAUUCUAUUAAAGUUAUCAAUGUAAUAAAUAUUAAAAAUAUGUCCU